Messenger RNA from Opisthorchis viverrini, 243 nucleotides. RefSeq lists its product as hypothetical. Bases 1 to 243 code for a protein of 80 amino acids. NCBI's taxonomy places the organism in Eukaryota, Metazoa, Platyhelminthes, Trematoda, Opisthorchiida, Opisthorchiidae. The record is from RefSeq and is a predicted model, not a curated record. The transcript has a single exon.
AUGUCUUCUUCGGAAAUACGAUUUCAAGGACGCACACAAGGAGGCGUACUCGCUAAACAGACAGAUCAGCUCGUAAACGGGAAGAGACAAAAACGUCAUCUCGAAUUUAUGGACAAUCUUGAAGCUUUCGGUCGGAUGUAUGAUAUUACAGCUCAAUAUGUACUGCACUUUGAAUCAGCUGCAGUUCAUUCAGAUUUGUUUCCCUGUAAACAGCUUCUGGAAUUCGGGUUGGAGGUGGAAUAG